Messenger RNA from Acytostelium subglobosum LB1, 1404 nucleotides. RefSeq lists its product as hypothetical. The transcript is spliced from 4 exons. Gene Ontology annotation, biological process: ubiquinone biosynthetic process. Gene Ontology annotation, cellular component: mitochondrion. The record is from RefSeq and is a predicted model, not a curated record. Bases 1 to 1404 code for a protein of 467 amino acids. Lineage: Eukaryota; Evosea; Eumycetozoa; Acytosteliales; Acytosteliaceae. Gene Ontology annotation, molecular function: oxidoreductase activity, acting on paired donors, with incorporation or reduction of molecular oxygen, NAD(P)H as one donor, and incorporation of one atom of oxygen; 2-octaprenyl-6-methoxyphenol hydroxylase activity; FAD binding.
AUGACAAAACGUCUAUGCCGACAGUACUCCACCAUCAGCAGUACAGUAACGGAAAACAGCGGCGACGCAACCCAUCAACAACACUAUGAUGUGGUGAUAGUAGGAGGUGGUCUGGUGGGCACAACAAUGGCAUGCUCUUUGGGUGCCACACCAACAACCCAACACCUAAAGGUGUGUCUCAUAGAAUCACAAGCAGUCAAGCCAUUGCACCCACUACAGAGCACACCAGACUUGAGAACUCUGUCGUUCAACAAUACAUCGGUGGCACUGUUCGAUGCGGUUGGUGCAUGGUCGCUCAUCAAGGACACCAAGAGAACCGCUGCCUUUGACCAGGUCAGAGUGUGGGAUGCCAGUGGCGGUGGUGGCAUUCACUUUGCAAACAAUGGUGAGCCAAUGGGUCACAUCUUGGAGAACAACAUCGUCACGGCUGCACUGUUUGAGACAUCCAAACAGUAUUCAAAUGUAACACUGCGAUCACCAGUCACUGUAAAGAACGUUGAUAUGUCUGGUGGAGAGGUGUCUGACAAUCCAACAACGACCAUCACACUCUCUGAUGGUAGUCAAAUUACAACCGAUCUAAUAAUUGCAGCAGAUGGUGGCAAUUCAAUCAUCAAGAAACAACUCAAUAUGUCCAGUGUUGGUAGGAACUACAAUCAAAAGGCUGUUGUUUGCACACUAAAGAUAGCAUCAAACUAUCAAUCAAAUACACUCUUCCAACGUUUCCUUCCAACUGGUCCAAUCGCACUUUUACCCCUUGCAGAUGGUUAUGCAUCAAUCAUAUGGUCAACCAACACUCUACAUGCCAACUAUUUGCUGGAGCUGGACGAUGAAAGCUUCAUGACACAACUCAAACAUGCUUGGUUCUCUGCAGCGAGCACCAGCAAUAACAGUGCAAUUGAACUGUUGCACAAUCUAUUCAGCACCAAUCCAAAUCGAAUGUCUGGCAAUGAACUGUUGUUGCCUCCCAUUGAGAGUGUUGCCUCGAAGCGAGCUGCCUUCCCCCUGCGACUGGACCACACUCAAUCAUAUGUACAGCAGGGCCUCUGUCUAAUUGGAGACGCUGCACACGUUGUUCAUCCACUGGCGGGCCAAGGCGUAAACCUUGGACUGGCCGAUGUGAUUGCACUAACCAAAUCCCUUGGAGAGGGUGUGGCAUCAGGCUACUCUGUUGGAAAUCGAGUGUUGUUGGACAGGUACCAGGAGGAACGACAGUUUGAGAACAUCAAGAUGAUGGCCAGCAUCGACACACUUUUCAACUUGUUCACUCAUUCCUCACUGCCAAUUAUGGCCAUCAGGAAUGUUGGCAUGUCCAUCUUGGAUACACUCACACCUCUAAAGAAUGCCAUAAUGUCAAUUUCCAAAGGCAACAAGGAAGUUCUGAGAGGUGUUGGAAAGCAAAACUAG